UUAACGCUGUAAAUCUAGUGCGGAGCUGCUUUAUAUGGUUUCCAUCGGUCUCGCUGUGGUGAAUGUGUGAGACCUGUGACAGUUGCAACUAUAUAAGCGAUGCUUGAUGUUGAUAGAUGGAUAGAUAUUGCGAAAGAAUGCAAGUAUUUGCCAGAAAACGAUCUAAAGAAACUGUGUAGCAUUGUUUGCCGGCUGCUGUUGGAAGAAUGCAACAUUCAACCUGUCUCCACACCUGUCACUGUGUGUGGAGACAUUCAUGGGCAGUUUUACGACCUUGAAGAGUUGUUCCGAACUGGGGGGCAGGUUCCUGAGACCAACUACAUAUUCUUGGGGGACUUUGUUGACCGAGGCUACUACAGUUUGGAAACAUUCACUCGUCUUCUGACCCUCAAGGCUAAGUGGCCCGACAGGAUCACACUUUUGCGUGGGAACCAUGAGAGCCGACAGAUUACCCAAGUGUAUGGAUUUUAUGAUGAAUGCCAAACUAAGUAUGGGAAUGCAAAUGCCUGGAAAUACUGUUGCAAAGUGUUUGACCUUCUGACUGUGGCCGCAAUAAUUGAUGAGCAAGUGCUCUGUGUCCAUGGUGGAUUGUCACCGCAGAUCAAGACGCUAGACCAAGUACGAACAAUUGAGAGGAAUCAGGAGAUUCCCCACAAGGGUGCCUUCUGUGAUCUCGUGUGGUCUGACCCUGAAGAUGUGGAGACUUGGUCAGUAAGUCCUCGAGGGGCUGGCUGGCUUUUUGGUGCUAAGGUGACCCAUGAGUUCAUGCAUCUCAACAACUUGAAGCUGAUAUGCAGGGCACAUCAGCUAGUACAUGAAGGCUAUAAGUACAUGUUUGACGACAAGCUGGUGACAGUCUGGUCAGCUCCAAACUACUGUUACCGAUGCGGUAACAUUGCUGCUGUUCUGGCCUUCUCGGACGUUAACUCCCGAACCGCAAAGUUAUACCAUGCAGUGCCAGACUCGGAGCGUGUGAUACCACCACGGAACACAACACCAUACUUUUUGUAGCAUGGCUUGUGAUUUUGCUACACCUUUCCGUUUGGUCAUUGAUCAACUGUUCAACAUGCUGUGCUUAUCCGUAGGCAGCCUGUGAAUCAGUGUAGUAAAUGGGAGGGCAGUUCAUCAGUUCAAAGGAGUGGACUAUUGGUCCUGUCACCUGCCCUAAAUAUACCUCGCCCAGAGAGCUUGGAGACAUUUUUUUCAUCCUCCAGUAAUUGUUUACACAAAAAAAAAGAUGUUUUUUUUAAAGGGCACUUGUAAAUCAUCGCAUGUGGCAUCGUCACAAAACAGCUGGUGCUGUCCUAACUGAAGUACCAAUAGUGCGAGGCAAGUUAAUUUUAUGCUGUUACGUAUGUCAAAAUGAAACGAAGAUUUAGUUUAGUAAUUUUUUUGUGAGUAAGUGUCUGGAGGCCCUGUUGCUACAGUUCAGCAACACACAUUUUCACAUGAAGUGGUCAGCUUCUCUGCGGUGCCCAUUUCACUUUGUUUUUUUAGUAGUCAGCAUGUAUGCUAAUGUAUUCAUACACAAGGACACAGAAUAAUGAAUCACCUUUUUUUCUUUGCUCUAAAGAUUUAGAGUUUAUGCAUUCCUAUCCCUGAACACUUUUUGUUGGGAGGUGGCUGCAUAAAUGGAAUGUAAGUAAAUGUGCAUUAAUUUUGUUGCAAAUUAUUGUUGGUGUGCUUUACAAAAGCUUACUCUUUUGGGAGCAGGCGAUGACAUAGCUCAUUGUAUUUAAGAUUGUAUGCAGUAUACCUGUCUUGCUUUGAAAAAAAGAAAUGUCAUGAUUAUGAUGCGACAAAGACAAUAUUCUGAUUUUUGUCGGGCCCAGUAUUUUUAUGUGAUUGUAUAUUUAAGCCUGGUUGCAGGGACUGCCAACAUUAUUGCUCAUUACUUAAAUGGCACUAGAACAGAGUAUGUCAGGUAGGUUCUUGUGCAAAUUUUAGACUUGUUUGUUUCUUGGACAGGCUUGCUCGGUGGAGACAUUCUUUUUGUUGGCUUGACAGCCUGAAUGAGCACCACGUUUAAAAGUGGCAUUUCGGUAGUCCUUGGUUUAGGUGCAAAGUGGUACAAUAAACACCUGUUCCAAGCCCUG
This is a messenger RNA of Rhipicephalus sanguineus (brown dog tick), 2096 nucleotides long. It is a transcript of the gene PpV, whose product is annotated as serine/threonine-protein phosphatase 6 catalytic subunit. Gene Ontology annotation, cellular component: cytoplasm. The coding region runs from base 100 to 1011 and encodes 303 amino acids. Gene Ontology annotation, biological process: peptidyl-serine dephosphorylation; G1/S transition of mitotic cell cycle. The transcript has 10 exons. Gene Ontology annotation, molecular function: protein serine/threonine phosphatase activity. Lineage: Eukaryota; Metazoa; Arthropoda; Arachnida; Ixodida; Ixodidae. The record is from RefSeq and is a predicted model, not a curated record.